AUGUCUGAUGAUACAAGCGAUAUUACUGAUGCUACUUAUGUGAAGAAUUUCACUCAAGCUCUUCAAUACGAGUACGCAUCCAAAGGCCUGACUAUUCAGCAUCUGGCACCGAUGUUUGUAGCAACCAAAAUGAAUCAUUUUAGUGACAGAAUACACAAAAAGAGCUUAUUUGUACCUGAUGCCGAGAGUUAUGCCAAAUAUGCCGUUUCCACACUUGGAGUUCUGGAUGAUUCUAGCGGUUAUUGGACCCAUGGAAUACAAACUUUCUUCACAAAGUUACCUCCAGAAUGGAUCAGAAUGUACAUCGGGGGAUAUUUGAAUCAACUUUUUAGAGAAGACUAUUUAAGGAAUUUGAAAAGUUGAUAUAAAUCUUAUAAUAAUUUUCUUUUUUCAGU
Molecule: messenger RNA, 395 nt
Organism: Sitophilus oryzae (rice weevil)
Lineage: Eukaryota; Metazoa; Arthropoda; Insecta; Coleoptera; Curculionidae
Product: inactive hydroxysteroid dehydrogenase-like protein 1
Exons: 3
Coding region: 1-363 (120 amino acids)
Source: RefSeq, a predicted model, not a curated record